Molecule: messenger RNA, 3334 nt
Organism: Colletotrichum scovillei
Lineage: Eukaryota; Fungi; Ascomycota; Sordariomycetes; Glomerellales; Glomerellaceae
Product: endoglucanase-4
Exons: 1
Coding region: 1289-2698 (469 amino acids)
Biological process (GO): carbohydrate metabolic process
Cellular component (GO): extracellular region
Molecular function (GO): cellulose binding
Source: RefSeq, a predicted model, not a curated record
GCAAUUCCUGAUUUCUAUCCCAGUGUCUCGCAUGGAAUGAAGGUUGAAGACAUCUCCACCAUGAUCUGACAACCUUCAGGUGUGGCUUCGACCCCAGUAGCUUGCAAUGAUUCUGUGGGCAGAAUCGGCCUCCCAUCUACUCGGCGAGGGAAUGGUCUGGGUUUGCCGCCCUGCCAAGUUGAGCGAGUAAGAAAGUCCGAAGAAGCCCGCGGAACCGCGAUUGGGUCACACACAGCCGAUGAGCAAUGUUAAGACAAGUGGUUACAUGUCUUCACGCUAUCGAGCUUGACAGGAGGCUAGACUGUCGGGGAAAGGCGCUAGUCGUCAAGCAGCGUUUCGUCGUGUCUUCAGACUUCACAGAACAGAUUUAGCUGCCCCAUAUGUCUCGACUGAGCUCUUUCAAAGGCACAUACCUACACAAUUUUUUGGAAGGUCAAAAUCGUCUUGUUCACUGGUCAGGCAUGAUAUCUUACUACUCAGAACCUGGGUUUGGCUGCCUCUCACAGCCCGCCGACCUUCACUUGAGAAUACGUGCUCUGGGGAAAGGGUUCUUCAAGACACACUCUCUCCCUUGCAUCCCUAAAUGCAGAGUUUGCUGCGUCUAGCUCUCGCACAUCGAACACUCGCUUGGAGGCUCAACAUGAUUCCGGGAAGACCUUGAAUCUCGAGCUUCUGCUCCAGCCGCGGACCGGUUCCGCAGUUGGCGGCUCGGAGUCAAGACGUUUGCGACGGGCGGCUAGUUUUUGAUCUGGACUUCGAUCCACCUCUCUAAUGCCAGUAGCAGCCCUUUUAAAGUUGAGAGAGAGGCGCUUGGUCUGAUCCACGUGGCGUGUGAUGGGCUUCAAGCUGCCCCUGCUUCCGGCAUCAUGUGGGAGAGUUCAUCGUGCCUCAUGGGUCGGGACAGAAGAGGGCAACAUUGAGGCACGCCUAAGAAGUUCAGAAUCGGUGGCGGACUCAUGGCGCGCCUCGAGAUUUCAGCUAGCCAGGGAGACAACGGCGAGACUCCCUUUCGCAAAGUAUAAGACCAUGUGAGGGAACACCGAUGUUUGGAAUGUUUGACUCACCCUAUCCCUAGCUCCCACAUGGUGAUCUCACGCGAAUUAACUCAGUGCUCAGCGGGGUUAUCAAGUAUAAAGUAUCAAGAUCAACGCUUCCCGAAUAGUCGAAUCCGAGCGAAAGGAUCAUCACUCUUUCUGAUUUCGUUUACACACACUCGUUCUUUUCAUUCGUUGCUCAUCCCUUCCUCUUUCGGACGUUCUUCAACGCCGACUCACAUUCUUUUUAUACAAUGGGCAACCGUAAGACACCUGGCCUUCUCGCCAUCUUGACAUCUGCUGUUUCGGUCGCCGCUCACGGCCAUGUCACUAACAUCGUCGUCAACGGCGUCUCAUACCGCAACUACAUCCCCGUCCAGGACCCAUACACCAACAACCCGCCUCUCGUAGCCGGCUGGACGAUAGAUCAGCGCGAUAACGGCUUUGUCGCACCUGACGCUUACAACGCUCCGGACAUCAUCUGCCACAGACAAGCAGUGUCUGGCAAGGGCCGAAUCACAGUUGCUGCCGGUGAUACUGUGCAGCUCCAAUGGACGGAAUGGCCUGACAGCCACAAGGGCCCCGUUAUGGACUUCUUGGCAAACUGCAAUGGACCUUGCAACGCCAUCGACAAGACAGCACUCAAGUUCUUCAAGAUUGGCGGCGCAGGCUUGAUCAACCCUCCCCAACAGACAAACCAGUGGGCAGCAACCGUGUUGAUCAAUAACGGCAACGCCUGGUCUGUCCGUAUCCCACCCAAUGUUGCUCCAGGCCACUACGUUCUUCGUCACGACAUUAUCGCUCUUCACAGUGCCGGCCAGCAGAACGGAGCGCAAAGUUACCCUCAGUGCAUCAACCUGGAGAUUACCGGCUCCGGAACCGAUAAUCCUGCUGGAGUACCAGGAACCGCUCUCUAUGGCGCCAACGACCCCGGUAUCCUGUACAACAUCUACCGGGACAACCUCAACGACUAUGUCAUUCCUGGUGGUGCCAUCAUCUCGGGUGGUGUUUCAAUGAUCCCUCAAUCUAGGAUUCAGAUCACGGCAUCUGGUAGUGCUACCCCCUACGGUACAACGAUUCGUGCAAGCUCAGUUAUCACGGCCUCAGCCAGUGCCCCAGCUUCAAGUUCUGUCAUUGCUGUUGUCACUAGCAGGUCUUCAAGCACAAUCAGCUUUGGCAACUCUACUUCGGAUACUACCACCCUGAUCCAAACUUCUAUCACUGCUGCUACGACGACAAUCACACUGACUCGCACAAGUUCAGCCUCAAUCUCCAGCUCGAGCCCUAGCUCAAGUAGUACAAGCAGCACCAGCAACAACUCUCCAACCAGCGCCACGAGAACAACGUCUCAGACACCAUCGCCAACCACCUUCCAGACCAUGACCACGACGGCACCACCCGCAGGAGCACCGACACAGAACUUGUACGGCCAGUGCGGUGGCAUGAACUACGCUGGUCCGACCAGGUGCCCCGACUACGCGACUUGCACCACCGUCAACCCGUACUAUGCGCAAUGUUCUCCGGCUCCUGUACCCGCGGGAGCUCAGUCUCUGUACGGACAAUGUGGCGGUAUUAACUGGCCUGCUGAGAGCCCGACGUCUUGUGUCCCUGGCGCUACUUGCAAGACGGCCAACCCGUACUACGCCCAAUGUACUCCGGCAUGAUUAGUAUAGAGUUGCUUGUGUCACUGGAUGGUAUUGCGGUGUGAGGGUUGAUGUGGUUUAGCGUUGCAUGAUAGCCUGGGCGUUCGUGUUGUUUUCUUCCAGCUAUUUGGUUCUUCUUCAAAAAGUCAUCGAAUAUAUCUAGAUGGACUACCUUAUUCUUCAAUAAACGGCCUCCGGGUGAUCAUUUGUAUCUCACUCGCCCUUUUUAUUUUAGUCUGAACCCCUGAUGUCAGUCAAUCUCAGUCUUCUCUAGUGUAGGUACGUUACCUCUGUCCUAGGUGCAUGCUAGUCUACCCGGUAUGUCUACAAUCGAGAUCUUGUCCACUGAAAGUCUGCAGAAAUCUUGAUGAUGUCUUAGUAUAGAGGUCAUACAGACUUAGACUACAAACUUUUGAGUAAUCGUAAUAUGUUAAUGACCCGGAACCGCUGCCAGUGGCCUACCCAAUUCUAUAGACCGGUUGUCGAUGAGGAAGCCAGACGUGUUCAUUGCCUCGCAGGCCAACCCUUGGAAUCGAGCAGUGUAACACGGCAGCUAGUUCCAGUUGUUGCCAUACGUCUCAGAUCGUAUGUGUCACAAGUCACUUUGCCUGCUUUGGCCGCCUAUGCUCCAGUCACUGAAUCAAGUACCAGGAAAAG